AUGCGCGAGCUCGAUUCACUCAUCUCGGAGUAUCAACAUGAAAGACACCUCCCCAGAGAAUCCGAAGCGCUGUUGAUGCUUCGGAAAGUCGCUUCGCUGGUUAAACCAAUCAUGCGACAACGGGCGUGGCGAGUAGGAACACUCUGCGAAUUUUAUCCUCAUCAACGGAACCUCCUGGGCUUGAACGUGAACGCCGGCCAGAAGAUCUGUCUGAGAUUACGAUAUCCCUCUGACCAGUGCCAAUUUCUACCUUUGGAACAUGUGGUGGAUACGAUGUUGCAUGAGCUCUGCCAUAUUGUACAUGGCCCGCAUAACCGAAAUUUCCAUGCUCUCUGGAACCAGUUACGUGAUGAGCAUGAAGAGCUGGUCAUAAAAGGAUACACUGGGGAGGGCUUCCUUUCGCAAGGCAGAAGACUAGGUGGUCGUAAGAUACCUAUGGAAGAAGCUCGUAGACAAGCUCGAGCAGCGACAGAGCAGAGAAGGAAACUUGCCGCGGGGUCAGGGCAAAGACUAGGCGGUGUACCGGUACUACGAGGAACAGACAUGCGCAAGGUAAUCGCUGAUGCUGCGCAACGGCGGACAGAUGUGACCAAUGGUUGUGCCUCAGGUCGUGGUAAUACUAACGACCUUGCUGAGGAGGCAUCCAAGAACGGUUUCAGGACUAAAGCAGAAGAAGAAGAUGCUAACGAACAAGCGAUUAUGCAAGCUUAUAUCGAGUUGAUCCAGCAAGAAGAACGGGAAAGAUAUGGCCCUUCUUAUAUCCCCCCAAGCCAAGGCAAUCCAGCUGGACCUCGAUCUAUUGCAUCUCCUCCCCCGGUUUUGGAGAGCAGCAGCCAUCCUACUUCAUCGCCAGCACCGCCAGCACCCGAUCCAGCCGAUCUCAUAUCUGACAGCCGUGCUUAUAAUCAGCCUUGGACAUGUCCUAUUUGCACGCUCGAAAAUCCACCCAACUUCCUAUGUUGUGAUGCAUGCGCAGUAGAGCGACCCCGGCCGUCUAAUUCAAGGCUGGUUUCAGGGCCAGCUACCGCAACCUCCGAAGCCACAACGCCUCGCGGCAGAAAUAAGCGGACACUGAGCGAAACUGGCAGCAAGCCAAAUUUCAAGAAUCGAACGAAGGCCGCCAAAUCACUUGCUGAUAUAGAGAGAAACGUGCAGAAACGUCCGUUAGGCUGGGUCUGCCAUUCCUGUGGAUCUUUUAUGGAAACAGAAUAUUGGACAUGCUCGAAUUGCGGGUUGAUGAAGCAGUCCUCAUAA
This is a messenger RNA of Aspergillus ruber CBS 135680, 1254 nucleotides long. Its product is annotated as metalloendopeptidase WSS1. The transcript has 2 exons. The coding region runs from base 1 to 1254 and encodes 417 amino acids. NCBI's taxonomy places the organism in Eukaryota, Fungi, Ascomycota, Eurotiomycetes, Eurotiales, Aspergillaceae. The record is from RefSeq and is a predicted model, not a curated record.